AUGACUCCGAGUACCAACACCCUCGAGACCGUUGACUCAAACCCACCAAAGAAAGUCUCGUACCUUAUAUCCCUUCCGGCAGAGCUACGCAACAUAAUUUACAACUUCACAUUUCCCACCACAUCAUCACUAGUCUACAAAACUCCAAGUCGGUACGAAAAAAGAGGAAUACUCUAUGAGGCCAAUAUAGUAAAUUGUAGUAACACCCAAGCCAAAGAAUACAAUCAACUCAAGUACGCCAAUCGCCAGCUAUACAAGGAAACAGCAGAUCUAGAGCUCAUACAUAACGAAAUCACAUUCCAGCAAAACUUUGAUUGGGAUGAUACACCAGUCGAGCAGCUAUACUCGUUCACGAACACGCUCUUAGCGCGAAAGCUUCAUUGGCUAACGCGCAUUGUUCUGAGACCAUCUGUAUACUCACUAUACAUGAAAGACGACCAUACAAACCUUGUGGAGGCCAUUGACAGUUGGGAGAAGGUUGCAUGCCGCUUCGAAGCGUAUCCGCAGCUCGCAGUCAAAUAUGUUCUUUCAACAUUCCAAUCCUCCCAUGCUACAAGCGCUGGUUACAUUGAAAAUGCAGAAAGUUUCAUCUUGUCUGGCAUUGAAAUAGCUAUGGCGAUACGAAAAUAUGAUCCGUCGUACGCCCUGAGCCCUCCUCGCUUUAUUCCCUGGAAAGAUCAACUCCGCUGGGACGAGACGAUAGAGUUGGAGAGGCGACUGCCCAACUUUCGCAUAUUCCCAAAUCAGACCGAAAUUGGCCAAAAUUGGAUCCUCUUCGCGGCUAAGCAGCUCUGUGACACACACGAAUCGGGGCAUUCGUUAUGCAGGUGGAUUCUGCUUGCGAAAGAGUGGAUAGAGAGGGGGAUCUGA
Messenger RNA from Cucurbitaria berberidis CBS 394.84, 870 nucleotides. RefSeq lists its product as uncharacterized. The transcript has a single exon. The record is from RefSeq and is a predicted model, not a curated record. Bases 1 to 870 code for a protein of 289 amino acids. Lineage: Eukaryota; Fungi; Ascomycota; Dothideomycetes; Pleosporales; Cucurbitariaceae.